Vitis vinifera (wine grape) is the source of this 5277-nucleotide messenger RNA. RefSeq lists its product as uncharacterized. Lineage: Eukaryota; Viridiplantae; Streptophyta; Magnoliopsida; Vitales; Vitaceae. The transcript has 6 exons. Gene Ontology annotation, molecular function: phosphoprotein phosphatase activity. The coding region runs from base 3470 to 4672 and encodes 400 amino acids. The record is from RefSeq and is a predicted model, not a curated record.
AUUAUGAAUCCUUCGUUGGAAUCUAAGCAAUUUUCCCAUGAUUUCUUGAUUUCAGGAGUAUCCUAUACUGUUGAAAGCGACAUUGACGAGAUUACGUAAAAUUUAAGAGAAAUUUGGACCUUUUUUUACACCCCAAAAAUAGAUGUUUGAAAACCCUCGUUGUCUUGGUCUCUCCCACCCUCAUUCUUCUUCUCUAUUUUCUUUUAUUUUUUCUUUAACCUUUAUAAUGUCCUCAUCAUUACCUGAGUAUCUUUCACCGUUCAUCUUCAUCUUCUUCUAAGAUUUCUAAUUUUUAGUCUUGUAUGAUAAUUUCACCAUUGCAAACAUAUGGGUCUCUUUAAGGUGUUUUUUCCUCCUUUUUUGGGAUUAAUUUUUCGUUUUUUUAAAAAAAAAAACAAAUUAGGGUUUGCUUGGAAGAAGAAGGUGUGGAAAAGAAAGUUGUGGGGACUUUUAUGUUCUAGAUUUUGUUUGUUUGGUGAGAAAAUUUUGAUGAAAAGAAAAAGUUACUUUGAUUUAUUUUUGGGGGUGAAUAGCAUUAGGGCUUCCAAAAGGAUUGGAUUUCGCUGGGGCUGUGUUUUGACGACAGCUUGAAUUGUACAGGAUGACCGUCCACAUCCCUCUUAGGCUUUGACUUUUGGGCCUAUUGAACCUAGAGGGAUGUGGGGGCCGGGCGAUCGUUAUUAGGUUUGACUUUUGAGAAGAGAAAUGCUAGUGGUAUGUUGGCACUUGGCAGCAAGUGCGUUCUCCGCUUGAACCGGCCGCCAGAGUUGAAGGAGAUUAGUGCCUUUCGAAAUACUCUUUUUAGGAAAAUGAACAGAUAACUUGAGGGGCAAGUGUAGGCUGGAAAACUGGGGAGGGGGUUGGAGGAUGCAGUAGUGACACUUGCAGUAAACCUUGGGAGCUCAUUUGAUAAUGGGAAAUGGAUUGAGAGCACAAUUCUGAUGUGGUGUAUGGUGGAGGAUUUCGUGUUGAACAGGGGAAAGAGAUAGAUAAUGGAAUCCUAGAUAUGCCAAGGCUCUAAAGAAUUGUACAGUCGAGUCAAUUUUAGGACAUUUUGUGGGGUAUGGAUUUUAAGGGGUGACUUGGGUGAAGUUAUUCUCCCGUCCUUUGAUUUUGGGUUGGUGUUUUGAGGGGGGUGCGGGGUGGUGUUAUUGAUUGUGCUCUUCCUUGGAAGGAGUUGUGGCGUGCUGUUACUCCCUCACUGGUUAUUUUUCUUUGCUUUGACUGCAGCUUGGGUAGGAUUCUCACAUCGUACCAUUUACUCUCGCAGUCAAUACACUCUCACAGGCAAUAUCCUGAUUUGUAUUGCUUGUGCAAAAAAAGGAGCUGGGAAAUAACCUUUUUAGUGCGCCUAUAGUUUGAAAAGGCACGCUUAGGCCAACGAGCUACCACUCCCUAGUUAUAGAAUCUCGUUUGCCUUGUUGAAGAGGCACUCCUCGUUCCAUUACUUUUCCUUUUUAAACAUUUCUAUUUUUGAAUUUUCCAAUUGUAUAUUAAAAUAUAUAUAAUUCGAUAACUUUUUUUGUUGAAUGCUUCUUUUAAAUGUUUAGAAUCUUAAAUUUUUUAUUGAUUAGAUUAUGUUUUGGAUCAUAUUUUAUAAAAUUGAUAUGCAUCAUAGGUUAAGUUUCACUUCAUUUAGGGGUGUGCCUUGUGUUGCCUUGUGCCUUUUGAAACUAUGAGUACACCAUGAUGUUUCUGAGUAGUGUCGUCCCUUUUUUUUGUCUCUUCUUCCCUUGUUUGCAUUUUUAUAGGAAACCAGAGAAAUUGUAUUAAGGGAAAAGCAUUUGGUUCUAGGAAGGAUGAGGGCUUCUUCAAGCUAAUUUAUAAGGAGGCAAAGAGAUCUAAAUCUACACUAAGGGACCAAAAUAUGUCUCAGGAAACCCAAUUGAAGCCCCCUGAAAACCCAUGAAGUCUUCAGAGAAACCUUGAGACUCCCACGAGAGAAUAAUAGCUGUAAAGUCUGGUUUCUUAUUGAUUCCAUUUUGGCGUUAGAUCACCAAUGACCUUGUGGGGUGGCAUGAUGCUUUCUUGGGCAAAGGAGAAAGCCAGCCUAGAAUUCAGUUCCUUUUGGUACUCUUUGGUGCAUAUGAAGAGAAAGGAAUAGGUUCUUGAUGAUAAAAAACAUUUCCUCUUCAAGGUAGAACCCAUGUUCUGUACUUUAGUUUUAUGGGGGCAUCUUCUAUGAAGAGGGUAAUGCAUCCUAUGUAGACUUUGUAUGUGCUUGAGUCAUAGGUAAUUUUGCUCUGCAUUUUUUUCCUUUACUAUCUUGUUUUCGGAUUUUCCUGCAUCUGCCAUUUGUACUGUGACUGAGCUGUGUGGCUCCUCUUAAAGGAGUGAUCCUAUCUAUCUUUAAAAUAAAGCAUACAAGAAAGAAGGCCUAUCAGGUGUGCUGAACUUCUGUAUCAUGUUCCAACUUGUAAGUCAGAAUGUACUUUCCUCACCAUGUCAUGCUGUAAGAGCAAUCCUUGUCCAUGUAAUUUUGCACCCAAAUACUCUCAGAUGUUGUUUAGUUGUAAGUUGUACUAUUUUGCUUAUUUUAGAGCGAUUCAAAUUUCCUGCUACAUUGAGAAGAACUAGUGCAACUUGUUUUGAUAUAUUCGAUAAUUUGAAAAAACAUGUACAAGUGGUUAACUUCAUAAGUAUAAGUUUGCUUUUGCACUCUAGAACACAUGUAGAUGGAAUAAAAGCUUGAGGGGCACUAUUGAAUAUCAUGAGGGAAAAUUAAAUUGUAGUUUGGUUUUGAAUGAAAAAGAAAAUUAGCUGCAUUUGCAGUAGAUUAAAAAAAAGGUUCAAUUUUGAUAUUGUUGGGAACUUUGUUACUAUAUAUUAAUGCCUGGAAGAAGAGAGUUAGCCUAAUGAUCUAGGCAUACCUGUUUUGUAGCCAUGGGAGCAACAGGAGCACGAAGAAAAUGCACCCAAACUCGCACAAUUCAUGCUGGAAUUUUUGCAAUUGUUUAUUUUGUUAACAAGAAGAACAGGAGGACAGAUUCAACAAAGCUGUUGAUGUAUUGGAAUGUCUGUUAGAGACGGACUUUAUGCAGAAAUAAAAAUAGAAGUUCAUGGAAGCUUGAGGGCUUCUUAAAAUUACUCCAUCCUCAUCCUUUAAUAGUCUCUUAGCUGUUUAUCAAUCCAAUCCUUCAGUCAUAGGAGCUGCUAAGUUAUUGAUUUGGUUAUUUGCAUAAUAUACAAUCAAAAACUGUUGGAUUUGUGUUAUAUUAGUAUAUAUCUUUUCCUUUUUCGAACUAAAUUUCCAUCAUUGCAGGACCCAAUAGAAAAAGGAGAUGGUAAAGGAGACCAAAAAUAUGGAGGUCUUCAAUGAACCUGAUAAUUUUCUGAUAACUAUGAGGGAAGUGCAAGAUACUCUACUAGAAGGAGAUUCAAAUCUGCAAUCUCUGGUUGAUGGGAACUUAAAAGAAUGACAUAGAAACAACUGAAGGCCCUGCCAGUGUGAAUCCUGUUGCUGAAAGAAAUGGAAUUGAGAAAUAGAAUGAAGAAGAGGCCUGAUGCACUCGAAAAUAAGCUGCUAGAGAAAGGUGGCCUCUCCAAAUCUGAUCGAAAUACCAUAUCAACUGAUGAACGCUCCAGUCCAGAAAAUGGUGAUGAGAUAUGUAAUGUCUGGAGUACACCAGAAGUGCUUGGAUUUUCUGGUGAACAACAACUGGAUGUAUUGAAAAGUUAUUGUACCAAGGAAAAAAUAAUGCCAACCUCAUCAGAUUUAAAACAAAAACAGGAUAACUCACUGGAGGUUCAUGAAGACCAUUGUGACGCCUUAUCAACAGUUGAUGAUGCCUCCACUGGUCAAUUUGCUGCAAAGGUUUCAGACAAUAGACCUGCAUCUGUAAAGGGAGUGUGGCAAAGGGAUUUGAAACCCACUAGCAAUGACGACAAAAUUUCAGAUACUAAAUCUGAUGAUCCUUCCUCCAAGCAGAUAGCAGAGAAAAACAAGAAGUUCAAAGAUGAGUUGGAGGCUCCACCAGAAAGAGCACCUCUAGGUGAUUUGAGGAAAAAGCUCCUCAUUCUUGAUAUAAAUGGGCUUCUUGCAGAUAUACAAUCUCAUACUCCAAAGGGGUAUAAGGUGGACAAAAGAAUUGCAAAAAGGGCAGUUUUUAAGAGACCCUUCUGUUCUGAAUUCCUGAAAUUCUGCUUUGAGAGAUUUGAUGUGGGCAUCUGGUCAUCAAGAACUAAGAAGAAUGUAGAACAAGUAGUAGACUAUUUGCUUGGUGAUAUGAAACACAAACUGCUAUUUUGUUGGGAUCUAUCCCACUGCACUGACACAGGAUUCAAAACUUUGGAGAACAGGCACAAAACCUUGGUAUUUAAGGAGCUGAGGAAUAUAUGGGAUAAAUGUGACCCCAAUCUUCCAUGGCCGAAGGGAGAUUAUAAUGAAUCUAAUACAUUGUUGGUGGAUGAUUCUCCAUACAAAGCUUUGCUUAAUCCACCACACACAGCAAUUUUCCCUAAUUCAUACACAUACCAGGAUAAAAGCGAUAAUUCUUUAGGUUUAGGAGGUGAGCUUCAGGUAUAUCUGGAAGGGUUAGCUAUGGCUGGAGAUGUAAAGAUGUAUGUAGAGCGACACCCAUUUGGUCAAAGUGCUCUCACUGAACAAAGUCCAUCAUGGGGCUAUUACCAUAGCAUUUUGAGGGCUGUGUCUUCUUCAACAAUGACAGGAUAAUUCUUAUCUCUCUUUUUAGCUUGGUUAUUGGAUUCCCCAAGGCCUAGUCUUUGGGUGAGCUUAACCGGAUUUUUUGAUAGGGUAGGAAAAACGGAGUUGGGGUUAUGACAUUCUUGAUGGCUGUUUCAUUUUAGUGAAAAAAGUCAAUCUGGUGUGGGAUGCUGUAAUUUGCAACAGGAUGGUUGCUUGGAACGGUUAGGAUGUAUGUUUAAGAGAAACUCUCUUUCUGGGGAACCCAUAUUGAGAUGACUAACAUGGAUUCUGAUUGAUACUUCAACCAAGCAGCUACUUUGGAAAGUGCUUUACUUAUAGAGCUUUAGUACUGAGAUGAAGCCUUGCUGAUGGAUUUUCAUAUCCUGUUUACACAACAAUCAGGAAGGGCCACCCAGGCAGUCAAUCUAGCUAUAUCCCAUUCUCUGCUUCUUGUUCUCCCAUGUACUGCCAUGUUAUUUACUAUUGAACAGAAGUUUCUGUCUCUAUCUGUCCUUAUCGUAGAACAUGAAUCCCAUGCUUUCUUGGCAUGAUCCUGAUUGUCAUAUCUUAAUGAAAAACGCUGUCAUUCAUUCAUGACAGUUCAAUAAAGUGGUUGUGGAAUUGCAGAGAAA